Cheilinus undulatus (humphead wrasse) is the source of this 1678-nucleotide messenger RNA. RefSeq names its product anti-silencing function 1Bb histone chaperone (gene asf1bb). The record is from RefSeq and is a predicted model, not a curated record. Gene Ontology annotation, molecular function: histone binding. Gene Ontology annotation, cellular component: nucleus. Bases 194 to 793 code for a protein of 199 amino acids. Gene Ontology annotation, biological process: DNA replication-dependent chromatin assembly. NCBI's taxonomy places the organism in Eukaryota, Metazoa, Chordata, Actinopteri, Labriformes, Labridae. The transcript has 4 exons.
CGCCCGUUGGUCAUGUUAGUGUUCUCGGACAAUAAAGGAAACAGACGUUAACUAACUGACCUAGAGAGAGAUUAACCAUCGAGUAGGUCAGCCACAUUUAAGAACCAAAGGGCAUUUGACUCUUAGUUCAUAAAAGAUAAAAACGUAGAAGUUUUCCUGGUCGACGUAACUAAGAAGAUAUCAAGAUUUCGCAAUGGCAAAGGUUCAGGUGUUGAAUGUAGCUGUUUUGGACAACCCAAGCCCGUUUGGAAACCCGUUUCAGUUUGAAAUCACGUUUGAAUGCAUGGAGGAUUUACCAGAAGAUCUGGAGUGGAAGAUCAUCUACGUGGGUUCCGCUGAGAGCGAGGAGUACGAUCAGGUUCUGGACUCUGUUUUAGUUGGCCCUGUGCCGGCAGGCAGACACAUGUUUGUGUUUCAGGCUGAUGCUCCUAACACGGGGCUGAUUCCAGAGAGCGAUGCUGUAGGAGUGACUGUGGUCCUUAUAACCUGCACCUACCGUGGACAAGAGUUCAUCCGCAUCGGUUACUAUGUCAACAAUGAAUACACAGACCCCGAGCUACGGGAAAAUCCACCUCUUAAACCAGACUAUACUCAGCUCCAGAGAAACAUUUUGGCCUCCAACCCUCGUGUCACGCGCUUCCAUAUCAACUGGGAGGGCACAGCGGACAAGAUGGAGGACAGCGAAAACGUUGAUCCAUCCCCCAACAUCAGCAGCAUGCUGCCCCCUGCCUGUAUACCUGGGAAGAUGCCGCCUCUUGGACUGAUGCCAGACAACUCCAUGGACUGCAUGUAACUAUCAAGAGGUUGUGAUACAGGACCGCAAACUCUUCUAAUCUUUGUAUAUCACAAACACGUUUGGACAAGGGCGCCACAGACCUGUCCAGCCAACAUGUGGACAUUUACAGAAAACUGACUUUAUUUUUAUACAGCAUACACAGAAAGGAAUGAUCUGUACCUCUUGAGCAGAUCGUAACACUCAGCUUUGCCUUAUUUAACUGUAUCUCUGUGUUUGACUAAAUUUAAGCAGAGCCAGACAAAGUUCGGGUCAUGAAGGUUAAGUGUUCUUAACAAAGGACUUCCAUAUUUUGAGGCCAAUAAAUCAUAUUCAUGCACUGAUGCUGACCUUUUUCUACCCAUACCAUGCACUUCAUCCCAUUGAACACAGAUUAACGCUAUGUGUAGUGCUCUGUCUGACAGAAUAAAUGUAGCAGUAACUGUGUACACUUAAAGAGUUUAAUUUUUCUAUAGGUUGAGCUCAUCUGGCAUACAGUAUGUCUUAAGAAUCUGGAUUGCCUUUAAAAACAAAAUCUGGGCAUUUUACUAGUUCCUGUGAUAAGCAGAAGCUCGAUUAUUAGCUAGGAGCUAAAGCACAGCACUAUCUUGUUUGCAAAUGCUAAUCCUGACAAUUCAAUAAUCUUAAUUCUUUACAAUGCCUGUUUUUUUAAUGUUCCAUAACAUGCCUGUUACGACAAAGCGCACGGAUAAAGGAGACAAGAAAAAAAAUAUGCCAUAUUGUAGUCAUCUGCUUUGGAUGAUGUAAAAUUCUGUAAAUACUCUUAUUCCUGCACUUAUUUUGUCUUCAUGGGUUGAGGAUGUAUUUUGUCUUUGUACUUACUUUAUAUUCUCUGUUUCCUUUUUGUAACAACAGCAGUAUGGUUAAUAAAAUUUGUUUUGGUGA